Messenger RNA from Rhodamnia argentea, 1293 nucleotides. Its product is annotated as disease resistance protein RUN1-like. Gene Ontology annotation, molecular function: ADP binding. NCBI's taxonomy places the organism in Eukaryota, Viridiplantae, Streptophyta, Magnoliopsida, Myrtales, Myrtaceae. The coding region runs from base 83 to 1156 and encodes 357 amino acids. The record is from RefSeq and is a predicted model, not a curated record. Gene Ontology annotation, biological process: defense response. The transcript is spliced from 2 exons.
AAAAGGGGAACUGGUCCGGCCGGUGUUCUUCCACGUUGACCUGAGCGAUGUGCAAAAGCAGACCCUCGUCUUCGCUGAGAUCAUGGCGAGGCAUGAGGAGGUUUUUGGUGGUGGUGGUGGUAGCGGUGAUGGCUCCGAGAGAGUGAAGAAGUGGAGAGGCGCGCUUCGUGAAGCGGCUAAUUUGUCCGGAUGGCAUUUAGACAACGGUCUUGAAUCUGAACUUUAUCCAGAGAUUGUUGAAGAAGUGUCAAGCAAGCUGCACCGCCUGUACUUGGAUGUUGCGAAGCAUCCAGUUGCUCUUGACAGGCAUAUACAGGCCGUUAGAAUGUCAUUGCAUACAGAGGAUGAUGGUGUUCGCGUAGUGGGUAUCUGCGGGAUUGGCGGAAUAGGCAAGACAACUAUCGCUAAAGCUGUAUACAAUAUUAUUGCUGAUCAAUUCAAAGGUAGUCGCUUCCUGGCAAAUGUCGGAGAAAUUUCUCGGCAGUAUGGCCUAGAAAAACUGCUUGAAGCUCUUCUUCAUGACAUUUUGAGGGAUAAUACCAUAAAGGUUGGCUACAUUCAGACUGGUGUAGAUUUGAUGAGGCAAAAGCUUUGCAAUAAAAGGAUUCUGUUAGUUCUCGAGGAUGUGGAUAGUACAGACCAACUAAGGGGCUUAUUGGGUGAAAGAGGUUGGUUUGGUCAUGAGAGUAGAAUAAUUUUAACAAUAAGAGAUGAAGAAGUACUAGUCACUCACAGUGCAGAAAUCUGUAAGGUCGGUGAACUAAAUUAUGAUAAUGCUCUUCAACUUUUCAGUUGGAAUACCUAUCGGGAACAAUCCCCCGCAAGAGAUUACCAGCUUAUCUCCUUCGGAUUUACUCGCUAUGCCAAGGGUCUCCCUUUGGCUCUUAUUGUGUUGGGAUCUUUCUUGAGUGGUCAUAGUAUUCACGAAUGGAACUGUACAUUAGAAAGAUUGAGAGCCAUUCCUGACGGCCAAAUUUAUGAGAUUCUGAAAAUCAGUUUUGAUGGAUUAGAAGCUAAUGAACAAGCUAUCUUUCUUGACAUCGCUUGUUUCUUUAAAGGAGAGGAAAAAGAUUAUGUAACAAAGCUGCUAGACCGUUUUAACUUUUUAUCCAGACAGGGCGCUUCAAAUUCUCUCUCAAAAAGCACUCAUAUAUAAGGACUCGAACAAGAUAUCGAUGCAUGACUUGCUUCAAGAAAUGGGUCGAGAAAUCGUGCGUCAAGAAUGUCCUGAAAAUCCUGGCAAACGCAGCAGACUUUGGUAUCAUGCGGAUAUUCUGAGUGUGUUACGGGAAA